This is a messenger RNA of Penicillium mononematosum, 4119 nucleotides long. RefSeq names its product putative protein kinase. The transcript has 5 exons. NCBI's taxonomy places the organism in Eukaryota, Fungi, Ascomycota, Eurotiomycetes, Eurotiales, Aspergillaceae. The record is from RefSeq and is a predicted model, not a curated record. Bases 1 to 4119 code for a protein of 1372 amino acids. Gene Ontology annotation, molecular function: protein serine/threonine kinase activity; ATP binding. Gene Ontology annotation, biological process: peptidyl-threonine phosphorylation; peptidyl-serine phosphorylation.
AUGCCGCCAAAACUGCAAACACCGGGGAGGGGUCAAGUACGGACCGAAGCAGCAUACAAUCUUUCAAAUGAUGAUUCGGGCUCCGGAGCAGAAGCUCCGGCCCGCAGGCGCCUGCAAAAGUCGGCCUCGACUAACUUCCCCUCGCACAAUACCAAUUUUGACACCUCAAACGGGGUCGCUGGACCGCGCACAGGUGGGAUGAAUAGGAGAAGGCUUUCAAUUCGUGACCAAAGAGUCCCUCAGGGUCCACGACCGCAAGACUCUUCGCGAUGGAGCAAACCAAGUCCAUACCCCCACUCUGGGAACUCAUCUGUCGAUUCUACGCUUGAUUCCACUAAAAGCUUUAACCUUCGAUCUACGAGCGUGGGCAACCUGGCAAAGGCUGAUUCCAAUCAUGCAGACAACGUGGAAUUCCUAGCGCCGGUCAACUUUGACGAUUUCCAUAACAGCAUCAUGGGUGAACCCAGCUUGAACCACUUCCCCAUGCCCGGGAACAGUAGUUCGGGCGAAAAUCGCGAAACAGGUCCGACAAAUCCCUGGGAAAACCACACGUACGCGGGCAAUGUAUCGGAACGUACACGGGGUCCUUCCGCUCGACGAAAGAGUGAAGUGCAACGUCCGAAUGGUCCGAACGCGGCGGGGCUCACAGCAUCCUCUGCCAAUACCCGCGCUCGCCGCCAGAGUAUCGCCCAGCCGUCUGCCGGAAAUGCUUCAAGGGGUCCGCGUAAAUCUAUCAGCUCUGGGGCAUUUGCGCCUACCAAUGCUUCGGCCAGGCGCGCCAGUUUAAGUGCUCGCAAAAUCAGCACUGACACCGCGUCGUCAAAUAACCUCCUUCGCCCUCGACUUCCAGAGUCCGAUACCAAGGUUCCGUCUUCUGUUCGAAACCUGAAGGCAAAGUCAUUCCAGCCCAGUCCAAGGGAACCCCGCGGUCAGUUUCUGACUGCCUCUGGGGCCAUUGACCACACACGAUCAAGUUCCACCAAUGCCGUGCGGACCCCGCUAAGAAACCCUUCUGGCGCCGUGGGGACUCCUUCAUCUGCCUCUAAGCGGGCUUCUGUUAUGCCGCCACAUGCCACUGGGCUUGGUGCUCGAACUAUCAGUCCCACUGACGCACGACGACUGAAGCGAAUGUCGGUUGCGCCUACUGCCCCUCCGAUGCCACAUACACCUCCCACCCAGAGCGAACCUCUUCCCAUUCGUCCUCUAUCAUCAACUCAAUCUCCCUCCCAAAUCCCGAGGAAAAGCGUCACACCUUCCUCGAACCGAACCACGCCUGACCCAAAUCGCAAGUCGUACAGUUCAGGCUUGUCUGUCUCUUCAAGCACCAGCUAUAACUCGGCGCGGACUUCUGGAGGCUCUCUUCAAAACCGGCUGUCCCAAAAUCUGUCUUCGUCCCGGCUCCCGACGCCCAAGCCACGCGCAGAGCAAGGGAACUCCAGCGGGGAAGAGGUACCACCGGUUCCAGCGAUCCCCAAGGCGUACGAGUCGCCCAAAGGUGAACUGGAUACGCCUGUCUUCCCAGCGCCCAGAAAGUCAAGUAUUCCUGUGGAUUUGGGCCUUCUGAAUAUUAAAGAUUCAGACUCCGAAGCGCACACCACGACCCAAGUUGACAAAGUCGACCCUGCCGAAACGAGAACUCCUGAUUCACGAUCACGAACAUCUACUGUUCUGGGAGGACGGAAGGGUUUGCAGCCCUUGAAAUUGCCACCGCUGAAUUUGUUGCCUUUGGGCACACCCAUGGCGGCCAAAAUCGAGGCACUCAAAGACAGGGACGAAGAGCGGAAAGCUCACACCCCCUCCAACCAAGUGAUCUCAAAGACUCCCAGUACUCCGAUGACAGCAUCCAAGGCGAACUUCUGGUACCGCGAUGAAGAUGACCAACCGCCCCUCACUCAAGCACGAAGCAGCACCUCUCACUUUGCCGUCAGCUCAUCAACCGCCGCCUUGCGAGCUUCUAGCAGUACCAGCGCGUUUGAGUCAUUUGACACGCCAAGUGCACCUCGCAGCAUCUCCCCCUAUGCCUCAUACACGCUGCCCAAGAGCGGUGCCGAGCUCAACCAUCUCCGUCACCAAGUCAGCGCCGAGUACUCGAAUCGGACGCAAACACACAAGUUGAAUGGACCGCGACCUCAAACGCAAAGUGCCAUUUUCACUCCCGCUCCAGAACGGCUCAGCCAGAUAUCGACGCCUUCGGAGCCUGAGAGUGUCACUGCCUCCAGCUCCUCUCUUCGGGACCGGCUUAAGGUGGCACGGCUUCGCAGCAACUCGAAGCCCCAAAAGCCAGAAGCCGAUGCUGAUCCAGCCAAAUACAAUCAUAUGCCACCGCCUAAACUUCCAGCCUCUGCAACAUGGAACAACCUGUCUUCAGUCAGCUCGACGAGCCCUAAUCUCAAACCAUCGUAUCUCAAUCCUCGCCGACAGUCUUCCGUUUCGAGUGCGACAAACCUGACGACUCGGAAACCAAGUGUCAGCAGCGAGAAAAGUCUCACCUUGGAGCCAACUCCUUCCAACGAGUCGGGCGAAAGCGAUCGCUCUAGACGCGUGCAGAGCACGUACAUCUCUCCGGUUCAUAAAAUGAUCAAUAACGCUAGAUCUAGUGUUGCGGCUGCUCCCCGGCCUACUGAGAGCACUGUUGAUCCAGAUGCAGCGCGUGUGCUAGACGACUUGCGUCGCAAGGCUGGGCCAAAGGAUCGUGUCAGCCCCGCCCAGGCCUUGAAGAUGGCAGCACUCAACAUCUUUGAACGGGGUGAGAUCAUCGAUUAUCGCGAUAUUUUCUUCUGCGGUACCCAGACUGCCAAGAAACAUGUUGGAGAUCUCCACUCCAGUGCAGCGAACUUUGGUUACGAUGAUGACCGUGGUGAUUAUAAUAUUGUCAUCGGCGACCAUCUGGCUUAUCGGUACGAAGUUGUUGAUGUCCUGGGCAAGGGCAGCUUUGGCCAGGUCGUGCGAUGUGUGGACCACAAGACUGGAGCUCUGGUUGCGAUUAAAAUCAUUCGUAACAAGAAGCGAUUCCACCAACAAGCCCUCAUUGAGGUGAACCUCCUUCAAAAACUGAAGGAAUGGGAUCCUCAUGGCAAGCAUAGCGUGGUCAACUUCACCCAAAGCUUCUAUUUCCGUGGUCAUCUGUGCAUUUCGACAGAACUCCUUGGCAUGAAUCUUUAUGAAUUCAUCAAGGCCCAUGAAUUCCGGGGCUUCUCGUUGAAGCUGAUCCGUGUUUUCACCAAGCAGAUGCUGAGCAGUCUUGUGUUAUUGCAUGCGAAGAAGGUCAUUCACUGUGACUUGAAGCCCGAAAACAUUCUUCUCGUUCACCCGUUGAACUCCGAAAUUCGAGUCAUCGACUUUGGUUCAAGUUGCUUUGAGAAUGAAAAGGUCUAUACUUACAUCCAGAGUCGCUUCUACCGUUCACCCGAGGUCAUCCUCGGAAUGUCGUACGGCAUGCCCAUAGACAUGUGGAGUUUAGGUUGCAUUUUGGCUGAGCUGUUCACCGGCUAUCCUAUUUUCCCUGGAGAGAAUGAGCAAGAACAACUUGCUUGCAUCAUGGAAAUCUUUGGUCCUCCGGAAAAGCAUCUCAUUGAGAAGAGCUCACGCAAGAAGUUGUUCUUUGACUCUCUUGGCAAGCCGCGUUUGACUGUUUCGUCCAAGGGACGCCGACGUCGUCCGAGCUCCAAGGAGCUGCGACAGGCCUUGAAGUGUGAUGAUGAACCCUUCCUUGACUUCAUCACUCGCUGCCUUCGCUGGGAUCCUGCUCGUCGACUCUCCCCCCAUGAUGCGUUGAAACACGAAUUCCUCACUGGUGUCAAGGCGCCCCGGCCCAGAAUGUACACGUCAAACUCGCCGUCCAAGAGAGGUGCCACGUCUUCGGCUCGCCCUCUCCCUGACCCCCCAGGCACAACGCUGAAGAGCGGGUUUAUGCGCGCUCGGGAUGUCUCGGCCCAUUCCCCGGUCAAGGGUAGUGGCAAACGACAUUCGACCGUAAACGGUCCUCCGUCCAGCCCUGGCAAGCGAGGGUCCAGCAAUUCUACUACUACUGGGUCCGCCCUUCCUCGGGUUUCGGCGCGGAGUAUUAGUGGGAAGCCAGACCUCGCUACUGCCGCGGCUGCGACAAGCCUGAGGAAAUGA